Cercocebus atys (sooty mangabey) is the source of this 2221-nucleotide messenger RNA. RefSeq names its product interferon alpha-21-like. Gene Ontology annotation, biological process: B cell proliferation; natural killer cell activation involved in immune response; T cell activation involved in immune response. The record is from RefSeq and is a predicted model, not a curated record. Gene Ontology annotation, cellular component: extracellular region. Lineage: Eukaryota; Metazoa; Chordata; Mammalia; Primates; Cercopithecidae. Gene Ontology annotation, molecular function: cytokine activity; type I interferon receptor binding.
UUACAUUAAAAGUUAUUCUACAAUUAUACUCAUCAAAUUAGGUUAAAUGUCAAUAGCUUUUAAACUUAGAUUUUAGGUUAACUUUUCUGUCAUUCUUAACUUUACAUCAAAUAAAAAGAGCAAACUUUAUAGUCUUUAUCUGUGAAGUAGAGUUUUACACAGUAUACAUAAAUAGAUAUGCCAAAUCUGUGUUAUUAAAAUUUUAUGAAGAUUUCAAUCAGAAAAAAAAUACCAUAAAAGGCUUUGAGUGCAGGGGAAAAGUAGGCAAUGAUGAAAAAAAAUGAAAAGCAUCUUUAAACGUAUGUAGAGAGUCCAUAAAGAAAGCAAAAACAGAGAUAGAAAGUAAAACUAGAGCCUUUAGAAAAUGGAAAUUAGUAUGUUCACUAUUUAAGACUCAUGCACAGAGCAAAGUCUUCAGAAAACCUAGAGGCCAAGGUUCAAGGUUACCCACCUCACGUAGCCUAGCAAUAUUUGCAACAUCCCAAUGGCCCUGUCCUUUCCUUUACUGAUGGCCGUGGUGGUGCUCAGCUACAAAUCCAUCUGCUCUCUGGGCUGUGAUCUUCCUCAGACCCACAGCCUGGGUCAUAGGAGGGCCUUGAUACUCCUGGCACAAAUGGAAAGAAUCUCUCCUUUCUCCUGCCUGAAGGACAGACAUGACUUUGGAUUCCCCCAGGAGGAGUUUGAUGGCAACCAGUUCCAGAAGGCUCAAGCCAUCUCUGUCCUCCAUGAGAUGAUCCAGCAGACCUUCAAUCUCUUCAGCACAAAGGACUCAUCUGCUACUUGGGAACAGAAUCUCCUAGAAAAAUUUUCCACUGACUACCAGCAACUGAAUGACCUGAAAGCCUGUGUGAUAGCAGAGCCUGGGAUGGAAGAGACUCCCUUGAUGAAUGUGGACUCCAUCCUGGCUGUGAAGAAAUACUUCCAAAGAAUCACUCUCUAUCUGACGGAGAAGAAAUACAGCCCAUGUGCCUGGGAGGUUGUCAGAGCAGAAAUCAUGAGAUCCCUCUCUUUUUCAACAAACUUGCAAAAAAGAUUAAGGAGGAAGGAUUGAAAACUGGUUCAACAUGGAAAUGAUCCUCAUUGACGGACAUGUCAUCUCACACUUUCAUGAGUUCUUCCAUUUCAAAGACUCAUUUCUCCUAUAACCACCACGAGUUGAAUCCAAAUUUUCAAAUGUUUUCAGAAGUGUAAAGAAACAUCGUGUUUAUCUGUGCAGGCACUAGUCCUUUACAGAAGACCGUGCUGAUGUCUCUGUUCAUCUAUUUAUUUAAAUAUUUAUUUAUUUAAAUAUUUUUAAGAUUUAAAUUAUUUUUAUGUAAUAUGUGUACCUUUACAUUGUGGUUAAUGUAACAAUAUAUGUUCUUCUUAUGUAGCCAAUAUAUUAAUUUCUUUUUCAUUAAAUUUUUACUACACAAAAUUUCUUGUGUUUGUUUAUUCUUUAAGAUAAAACACCAACCCUGACUGUACACCUUGACUUAAAAAUAGAUGAUUUAAUUAAGUUAACUAUCAAUUUUAUUCAAGUUAUAGAACAAUAUAUUUUUCUAUACCAGGUUAUAUGUUGACUUCAAGAUAUAAACGUGAGCAUAAAAACUACAGUUCCUGUUCUCUUGUAUCUUUGAUUUUUGUCCAGAAAGAAAUCUAAAAACAAUAAUAAUGCUGAAUUAAUAUCAGUUAUGCUAACUGCUGAAAUAUGAAGAAGUAAAAAAACAAUGAAUUCCUCUUAGCAGAAGGUAGAUUGAGACAUGUCUGGAAUUAAAAGCAGAGAUAUUCUCUGUAAACUGACUUUCAACAUGUAAUUGAAAAGGUACAUUGCCAGUCAGAUAAAUGAGUUUGCAGUUUUCAAGGAAUACCAUAUCUGGAAAUUCCUAACUGGCAAUGGAAAGGCCAAAAAUGAAGGCUGUCAUGUGGGGAGCAAGUGGAGAAGGAAAAAAAGACUUAAACUGGAUUCUGAGGACAUUCCAACGUUUAAGUGUGGGAACAGAAGAGACACAAAGAAAACAGAAGUGGAAUACCUUAAUAUCAGAAGGGCAAGAGGGAAUGGUGAUAAAAGUGUAUUUAGAAAAUAAAUGUGCUUAGAAAAAGAAUCAACAGACUUAUGGAAAAUAUGAGUUAAAACUGAGCACUACAGCAAGAAAAGAGAUGGCAGUGCAGAGCUUACUGAGAGCUGUAUUGAUAGAAUUAAUCAGCAGAAGCCAUAUUGGGGUAGGUAGAGGAGUGAAUC